Messenger RNA from Odocoileus virginianus texanus, 533 nucleotides. Its product is annotated as histone H2A type 2-B. The record is from RefSeq and is a predicted model, not a curated record. Gene Ontology annotation, biological process: heterochromatin formation. Gene Ontology annotation, cellular component: nucleosome; chromatin. Gene Ontology annotation, molecular function: protein heterodimerization activity; structural constituent of chromatin; DNA binding. NCBI's taxonomy places the organism in Eukaryota, Metazoa, Chordata, Mammalia, Artiodactyla, Cervidae.
UCCCGGUAGCUCUUAUAAAUUACAUCAAAUUGGUUAUCCUUGCCAUAUUCUUCUCCUUGAAAAAGAAGCUGUAACUGCAGUUUUAGCAGUAAUGUCAGGCCGCGGAAAGCAAGGAGGCAAAGCUCGGGCCAAGGCUAAGUCGCGCUCAUCCCGCGCUGGCCUUCAGUUCCCCGUAGGGCGAGUGCACCGCCUGCUGCGCAAAGGCAACUACGCCGAAAGGGUGGGGGCCGGCGCACCGGUGUACUUGGCGGCGGUCCUGGAGUACCUGACCGCGGAAAUCCUGGAGCUGGCGGGCAACGCUGCCCGAGACAACAAGAAGACGCGUAUCAUACCUCGCCAUUUGCAACUGGCCGUGAGAAAUGAUGAAGAGCUCAACAAGUUACUCGGGGGUGUCACUAUUGCCCAGGGCGGUGUCUUACCCAACAUCCAGGCAGUCUUAUUGCCCAAAAAAACGGAGAGUCACAAGCCUGGCAAGAAUAAGUAAUUAAGAGGCUUGAUACCAUCCCUACUCACCCCAAAGGCUCUUUUAAGAG